AUGAAUUACCUUAUUCAACAACAAAAAAACAAGAAACUUAAUCAUGAUUUACAUGAAUACGUUGAUAAAUUAGAAGGAAAGUCCAAAGUAAUGCGAGACGCAAAGCGCAAGAAUCCGGAAACUGGUGUCAUAGAUUGUGAUUCAGCAGUAGAUAGUUCGUCUGAUAAUGAGUCAGGUGACGAGUUAGCUUCACCUGAAAGGGAAAUAUCAGAAACAUCAGUUGUGCUCUCACUUGAUGAAGGAGAUGAUGAUGAAGAUGGCGAUGGUAGUAGCGCAGCAGAAACAUCGGAUAACGACGAAUAA
This is a messenger RNA of Rotaria sp. Silwood2, 303 nucleotides long. The record is from the annotation of a GenBank genome assembly. NCBI's taxonomy places the organism in Eukaryota, Metazoa, Rotifera, Eurotatoria, Philodinida, Philodinidae.